This is a messenger RNA of Cydia fagiglandana, 2652 nucleotides long. RefSeq lists its product as uncharacterized. Gene Ontology annotation, cellular component: cytoplasm; nucleus. The transcript is spliced from 2 exons. Gene Ontology annotation, biological process: regulation of cell cycle; negative regulation of apoptotic process; positive regulation of protein ubiquitination. Lineage: Eukaryota; Metazoa; Arthropoda; Insecta; Lepidoptera; Tortricidae. Gene Ontology annotation, molecular function: ubiquitin protein ligase activity; cysteine-type endopeptidase inhibitor activity involved in apoptotic process. Bases 1 to 2652 code for a protein of 883 amino acids. The record is from RefSeq and is a predicted model, not a curated record.
AUGACUACAGGCCAGGACGAGUGCGGCAUGUGCGCGCCGCCCGCCACCGGCGCCAAUGUGCUCCCCAAACCCCACCCGCACCCGCGCUACAACAACAAGGCCGCCCGGCUCCGCACCUUCGAAGAUUGGCCCAAGAGCAUGAAGCAGAAGCCCGAGGAGCUCGCCGAGGCCGGCUUCUACUACACCGGCCAGAGCGACAAGACCAAGUGCUUCUACUGCGACGGAGGACUCAAGGACUGGGAGGAGGACGACGUCCCAUGGGAGCAGCACGCGCGUUGGUUCGACCGGUGCGCGUACGUUCAGCUCGUCAAGGGAGAAGAUUACGUCCAGAAGGUCAUGAGCAGCCAAAAAGGAAAAGUCAUCAUUGCUCCGAACAAAGCGUCCAACAGCGCAAGCACUAGCCAAGCUCACAGCGGCACAGGGGCGAUGAUAACAAUAAUAAUAACGGUGGAUACCACGGGACAAAAAGCCACAACAAGAACAGUCCAGUGGGCCACAAAAACACCAGCACUCGAGUCCAUAGAUUGGCAAGCAGUCGUGGCCAAACACAGCAGCGAAUGUAAAACAUUAGCAACCACUGUUAUUAAUAUCCUCACUAACUUACUAAAUAUCCACCUCCCACUAAAACCUUUAAUAGUACGCCCCAAACAAAACCCCUGGAUAGAUAACGAAAUUCAAGAUUUAAAAGCACUGGCCUUCGAGUUUACUAGCCUAUCAAUAAAAUACCCGGACAAUAUCCCGUUACACGACGCCUCAAGUAAGUUACAGAAAUGCUACCACUAUAAAUUAAAAACUAAGCGCAGUGACUAUUUUAAUUCUAUUAUUAACAAUAACCCCAAUAAAAGCAGGGCGAUGUGGAAGGCCAUCAACAUCGAGCUAGCUCGCGCCCCUCGCGAUCGUGUCGACUACACCGAGCUGCUCGUCGACAGCGCUGGCCGCACGUUCGCAACCAAACAACUCGCGGUGGACGCGCUCAACCACGAGUUCGUGACGGCGGCCACUGCGUGCGGUGCGCCCGCUGCCGACCGAGGCCGAUGCAUUUCCACCCUGUCAAAUGGGUACGCUGCUGCCGAUUGCUCACUGAGGCUGAAGGCCUUCACACCGGACGAAGUCGUCAACUUAUUUAAAUAUUCUGUUGCGGCUAAAAACAGUUCCGACGCUUACGGCUUGUCCACCAACUUGCUAAAACAAUCCAGCCCUGCAAUUAGCUACGUCUUAUCCCAUUUAUUCAACAAUUGUAUGCGAUCAGGAGUGUAUCCGGAAUCCUUGAAAAAAGUUAAAAUAUGCCCUCUUUACAAGGGUAAAGGCAAAAAAUCUAUUAUUAAAUCAUAUCGCCCCAUAGCAUUGAUUCCAGGCCCGAGCAAAUGUUUUGAGGCGGGGUUAAAUAAACGCCUACUUAGUUUUUGGGCACCGCGGAACGCACUGUCCGAGAGCCAAUACGCCUAUCGACAAGGCCGGUCCACCACAGACCUGGUGCGCGAGGUGGUGCGCGGCGUGUUGAGCGCCCGUGAGGCAGAGCGCCAUGUCGCCGUCAUUUGCUGCGACCUAUCGCGCGCCUUCGACACGGCGGACCACGCACUCGUCGCCGACAAACUCGCGUACUACGGCAUCCGGGGCCCGGCAAAUAAGCUGAUAUUGUCAUUUAUGACAGACAGAGCACAAGUCGUCGUUGGCGCGGGAGGCAGUGUUGUUUCCGCGGAACUACGAAACCUCAUGGGCGUUCCCCAGGGCUCGUGUCUUUCCAACACCUUGUUCAGCGUCCUUUUAAACGACUUGCCAAAGGCGAUAAAAGGCGCUGAGAUAUUUAUGUACGCCGACGACGUCACGGCAGUCGUCACCACUUCAGCUGAACGUGAGUUGGAGGGAGCGAUAAACGACAUCAUGGAACAACUACACAAAUGGUUCCAGUCUAACGGCCUGGCCAUGAACAAAGAAAAAACAUGCUUCAUGACGUUCAAGCUAAAUGGUCACCCGAGCCCAACCCUGAAGGUGUGUGCGGGCGGUGCCCCUAUACAGCAAGUUUCCUGCACACGCCUCCUGGGUUUCCAGCUGGACAGCGCAUUAACGUGGGAGUCCCAUAUCGAUGAGCUGUGUGGCAGGUUGGGACGGGCAUGUUAUGCGCUACGGUGCUUAGCGAACACCGCCGGGCUGUGCGCGGUGCGCAAGUGCUAUUACGCAACUAUGCACUUGCUCCUCACCUAUGGCGUGGAGUUAUGGGCCCGCGCAUCGGACUGGAAUCGCGUGUUUGUCAUGCAGAAGCGUGCCGUCCGCAUUAUGGCCGGUAAACCAGCAGAUGCCCCAGCACGAGACCUUUUCCGGGACCUCAACAUAUUGCCCCUCCCCUGUCUUUACCUAUAUCAGGUAGCCGUGUUUACACACGAAAAUCUAGAUAAGUUCAAACUUAAGGGAACAAACGACAACUACCAUCUCCGGAGCAAUGAGCAUAAAAACAGACUGGUCGCCGAAACACCCAGACUCACUAAGUCCCAGCGAUCUGUAUACUGCGCGGGACCGUCUGUUUACAAUCGCUUACCCGAUAAUGUCAGAAACGCAGCUACCACCGCGGGCUUUAAGUAUAAACUAAAAAUGUGGCUCACGAGCGAAGUGUUCUACGAUUAUGCAGAAUAUUUUAACCUACCUAUUAUGACAUAA